Molecule: messenger RNA, 867 nt
Organism: Coprinopsis cinerea okayama7#130
Lineage: Eukaryota; Fungi; Basidiomycota; Agaricomycetes; Agaricales; Psathyrellaceae
Exons: 3
Coding region: 1-867 (288 amino acids)
Source: RefSeq, a predicted model, not a curated record
AUGGCCGACGACCAAUCCCUCUGGGAUCCAUUGGCGACUAUCUUUGCAUGGGUUCUCAUGGCAGCUGGCGGGUAUUACCUCACACAGCAAGGAACUCACCUUCUUCGCGGCCUGUUGACAUGGAGAAAUAUUGAAUUGGAGGCAUCCGAAGUUCCUGGCUCUCCAGCUGUCGCUGAUGCCACCGCUCCACAGAGUGCGGUCGUCCCAAUUUCCUCGUUUCACGAUAAAAGCACUCAGAGCAAACCAACAUAUGAAACCCCGCGACAGACCAACGCGGCGUCAAACCUUGCUGUAAAGCCCUCCACUAAGCCUCUUCAAAGGGAGGUCUCUCUCGUGGACGUCACUCAAGAAGACCUCAACUAUACAGUCCAAGAGCUUCGAAAGGAUCAACAGAUCAGAAUGGAGGCGCUGGCCCGUUACACCCAUCGCAUCAAUGUACAAGACAAAGUCGACGCUCUCAAGCUCCUUCUCUACGACCUAGAACAGUUUAUCGACGCCCGUUUCAACCCUGCAAAACCCGUCAACGUCUGGGAACUUCCUUGGCCCCAGCUAACCAUCACCGUCAGCUAUCUGGCUGGCGAUGUGGAUGCCGACGAGAUCGUCGGAAAGCUUCGCGAAAUCGAAAGAGUGCUCAACGCCUAUCCCAACCAUUUCCACAUGAAGGGCAUACCACUGACGUUCCUGAAGUUUCUGGAACUUCUUGCACGAGCUUUCGAUGGAAGUGAAUGGGACAAGAAAAGUGUUCGUUCAGGUAUCCUUAAUGAGGCUCUUCUCCAACCCCUUGAUGAUCAACGCCGACGUGUGCUUGGAGCUAUCGGCAGCAUACGUAGCCGUGUCAACUUCGUUGGUGAAGAGAUGGAAGGAUGA